Amoebophrya sp. A25 is the source of this 1193-nucleotide messenger RNA. NCBI's taxonomy places the organism in Eukaryota, Dinophyceae, Syndiniales, Amoebophryaceae. The record is from the annotation of a GenBank genome assembly.
ACUAGGACUUGAGCUAGAAAAAGAUGAUGAUGAUGUGAUGAGUGUCACUUCUAUAACAGAGUAGUUUAUAGCACGCAUGGUGCAUGGAGUAGCAUGGAGUGCAUGGAGCGCAGAGCUUUAAGGGGCGCAAGAAGCUCCCCCUUUAGCUCCAUGCUACUCCAUGUGAUCCAUGCACUCCAUGCCAUGCGAGCUGUGAAACCUUAUAAAUUGCUCUGCUAUAAUUCGCAAAUGAAAGAGGGAGGACGAAAGGGCAAGGGGAAGAAUUUCCAUGCCGGUGGCCGCGAGGACACGGUGACCUCAACAUGAUAUUAAAGCAGAGUUCUCCUUCUCCACCUACAACUAGUACAAUUACCCGUCUAAAAAUAUUAUGUUGAACUCUUCUAAACCAUCUAUAACCUAGUAACUAAAUGAACUGUUGAAUCAUGCAUCCAGGGAGAUAUUGUUAUAUCAAGAGGUCUGCCCCCCCCGCCCAACGACAUGAAGGAACGUUGAAGUAGAUGCUGCAUAGUCAACUUGUACAUAUUGACGGAUCGCUGUAUAGUACAUUCUUUUGAUGAAAUAUCAGAAAUUAAAAGAUUUUUUUCUUCGUGAGGGUGAGGGGGCAGCCAAGUCAAAAUCAGUUGAAAGUGAGCAUAAAACGUACAAAACUAUUCAUUGUCCUCGAAAUUUUCGUUACUAGCAAAUGAGACAAAAUAUAAUAGUAGAUUGAUAUUGUCCUGUUGAUGUUUAGCUUGUUACAAUUCUGCACUAGCUCCUGCGGGGAGGCGGCCGCUUAAUUGCUUGGGGGUCGAGCAAUAAAGGAUGGAGAUCUCAAUUCGUUAAUCUCCGUCUCAAGGAACAAAGCGGAACCAGGUGCCCACACUUCGUGUAACAUACUAUUUGAUUGAUAUUCUCGGUGGAGUCCGUGUUAGUGAUAGAGGAGCAGACACUCACAAGAAUUCCAAAAAAUGAACCAACCAUUCUGAAAUUGUUGCGCAGUCGUCUAAGCAUCUUAGAAUGUCCGUUCCACUCGUACAAAGAUGACUUUUUUGUCGCCGUCUUAGUUUAUUUUUACCAUUAUGUUACUACUUACAUCAACGACUAUGUUUCGAUUGUUUUUGAAUAAAGCGGAGCGAAGUUGCCAAUGACACAAGUACCAGCAAUUCAUUCAUCACAAAUUCCUGUUGUAUUCUUUCCGCAACCACCCACAGGAU